Messenger RNA from Hibiscus syriacus, 363 nucleotides. RefSeq names its product putative pumilio homolog 8, chloroplastic. The coding region runs from base 1 to 363 and encodes 120 amino acids. Gene Ontology annotation, biological process: post-transcriptional regulation of gene expression. The record is from RefSeq and is a predicted model, not a curated record. The transcript is spliced from 3 exons. Gene Ontology annotation, cellular component: cytoplasm. NCBI's taxonomy places the organism in Eukaryota, Viridiplantae, Streptophyta, Magnoliopsida, Malvales, Malvaceae. Gene Ontology annotation, molecular function: mRNA binding.
AUGGGUUCUCACAUUGUUUUUCAUUCUUUUAGCACUCGUGUAGUUCAAAAGUUGAUCGAGACUCUCAAAACCAAGCAGCAGAUUUCACUGGUUAUAUCUGCCCUUGAGCCUGGGUUCCUAUCUCUCAUAAAGGACCUUAAUGGAAAUCAUGUUGUGCUGCGUUGCUUGCAAUGUCUUAGUAGUGAAGAUAACAAGUUUAUCUUUGUUGCUGCUGCAAAGUACUGUGUUGAUAUUGCAACCCAUCAACAUGGCUGUUGCGUCUUGCAACGAUGCAUUAGCCACUCAACUGGGGAAUAUCGAGAAAUGUUGGUUGAAGAAAUAUCCACCAAUGGGCUUCUUCUUGCACAGGACGCAUAUGGGUAA